This is a messenger RNA of Portunus trituberculatus (swimming crab), 2889 nucleotides long. Its product is annotated as CD63 antigen-like. The coding region runs from base 153 to 872 and encodes 239 amino acids. The transcript is spliced from 5 exons. Gene Ontology annotation, cellular component: membrane. NCBI's taxonomy places the organism in Eukaryota, Metazoa, Arthropoda, Malacostraca, Decapoda, Portunidae. The record is from RefSeq and is a predicted model, not a curated record.
UUCCUCGCGUUGGAGACACUAAUCCUGUGCCAUAAAGAAGACGCAGUAUCCUUGUGUACUGUACCUUGCUCGCAUCCUAAGUAGAGAACGUGCCUUAUUGUGAAAGCUUUCCCUAAGAAAAAAAAAAAAAAGAAGACACCCAAACCGUCAACAUGGGCUGCGUCAGCAAGUAUGGUCUUCUCACAAUCAAUUUCUUCGUACUGGCCUUUGGGCUGUGCGUGAUCGGAGUGUCGGCAGCCAUUCUCCACCAAAACACCAUCUACGGGGUGCUGCUUUCCAACCUAUUUUACUCAGUACCCCUGAUCAUCCUACUGUCAGGCAUAUUCCUGACAUGUCUAGGGGUGUUGGGUUGCCUCGGCGCCAUCAAAGAGCAUCCAGUUCUCCUCAAAUUAUACGCGGUAGUGAUCACGGUGAUACUCAUUGUAACAAUGACAGCCGGCAUAACGAUGCUCGUCUUCACGGCCAACACGUCUAGCUUCCUCGUGCGUGGCAUGACCAACGUGUUCAAUGAAUACGGUGAAGAGGACAAGGAAUACAUCACCCACGACCUUGACAUUUUCCAGCAGACGAUGCAUUGCUGCGGCAUCAUCAGCUACACUGACUGGGCUAACUUCACCUUCGGCAACAACACUAACGUGGCUGACGGCUGCUGUAGAAACCAGACGGUGGGUUGUGGGGAGGACUUAUUGCAAGACCCUGACGUGGAGGACCUGGUGUACACGACCGGUUGCCUCUCCUUCGUCGUGAAUGCUUUCGAUGCCAUUUGUCUGACGCUCGGUAUCCUCACCUUUGCUCUUGCUUGCUUCCAGGCUCUGAGCAUUGCCUGGGCAUGCAUCAUCGCUAAAGACUCGAGGAGAUACGAGCACAUCUAAAGAAUGAAUGCACAAGACCGUGAUAAUUCGAAAUUAAUUUUUCAUUCAUAUUCAAUCUGGCUGCCACGCUGCACAAGACUUUCUAGUUUCCCUUAUCCUUAUUCUGUCCAUUUCUCUAAUGCAAGAGUUAACAUAAUUCUUAAUUAUUCGUUCCCUUUUCUGGUGAACUCUGGUAUUUCCUAUAUUCUGUAUUUUCUCCUUCGUAUGACCUGAACUUAUUCAAGAGGAAUUUUCAAGACACAAAUAUUAAACGAUCGUUAUUUUGAGGCAUUUUUUUUUUUUGCCCUUUUUUGAUGUCCUUGGCAAGUGCCCUUCUUACAAGAAAAAAUAAGUGGUGCAACAUCAUGGACACACGGCGUGCACAUCAAGACAAUGAGGAAGCUACGCUGAGUCUACACAGAAAAUAGGCGAUAGAUUAUCGGUGGUGAACGAUAUUUCUUCAUUGGUCUUGUAGCUUAUUCAUAUUAUAACUUGUUGGUUGUUGUUGCUGCCAUUAUCAUUACUAUUAUUAUUGAUGUUAUCAUUAUCCUUAUUAUUAUCAUUAUCAUUACUCUCCGUACUACUACUACUACUACUACUACUACUACUACUACUCCUAACACUACUACUCUACUAUUACAACUACAACUACUGCUAAUAUUUCUCCUGUUGUUAUGGUUGUUGCUGUUGUUGUUGCUGCUGCUAAUAUUACUACUGCUAUUUCUUCUUCUACUAAUACUGCUACUGCUGCUACUUUUACUACUUUGAUCUCUCUCUCUCUCUCUCUCUCUCUCUCUCUCUCUCUCUCUCUCUCUCUCUCUCUCUCUCUCUCUCUCUCUCUCUCUCUCUCUCUCUCUCAUAUGUUCAUGUUCUCACUGUGACUACGUAUACAUUAUUACUGAUACCACUUAGUCUUCGCUUCUGCGUUCCUUCCCGCCUACGACUGUUCUCUUCUCUUAUCUCCCUCACUCUCCUCCACUUCACUUUCUCGUUUCUCUCCUUAUCGUACUUUUUUUUGCCUUAUCGUCUCAUAUCACCAAUGUGGCUUCACUCACCUUUCGUGCUUAUUACUCCUGCUCCUACCACCCUUAGGACAGUUAUCGGCGGCAAAAUGUAAACAAUGGCGAAUGUAACGACAAUAAGGAUAUUGAUAAUAAUGAUGAUGGUGAUGAUGAUGAUGAUGGUGAUGAUGAUGAUGAUGAUGAUGAUGAUGAUGAUGAUGAUGAUGAUGCUACCAAUCACGGCAGAAUACCCACCCAGAGUAACUAAGUAACAUAUGAAAAUAAAGGAAGCUACACAAGAAACCAUCAGGUGUACACGUAGCAGUCCUUGCAGCAGUGCCUUGCCAAACUACUACCAAUUUGAGCCCGCCAGAAUUUAAAAUUUUUCUCGAGUCGUGGGUCUGCUAUACAUAAAAACUGCGAGUACAUUUAAUUGAGUCUAAUUGUGUGUCCCGCCCCACUAUUACGUUUAAGGAAUGAACACUUCUGAACACUACCACUGUCCUUAUUUACUGUAUCACUGGUGCCAAAUUUGUUAAUCACAGAGGAUUUACUGUGGUCUUGUUUCGAAGCUUGGACUGUGUACUACAUCACGUUAAUCUAAGGAAUAAUAAAAUGAGGUGUUUGUUGAUAGCGACCACUGCCAAUUACGUUCACUUGGCAGUGGCAGUCAAGCAAGAUCAGUACGUUGAACAAUAAUACUCACUAUACUGAAAUCUCUCUCUCUCUCUCUCUCUCUCUCUCUCUCUCUCUCUCUCUCUCUCUCUCUCUCUCUCUCUGGUGCUUCUAAAACAAUAAUACCUGCAGUAUGGUUUGCUCAUCGACUGCAUGAAGUUUCUCGACUGCAGUUCUAGAUAAAGGAGUGACAACACAAUAACGUCAAUUAAAUGAAAAUAAAUCUAUAAAAAUAAGGUGAUGUGCACGGUAAUUCAGCAAUCAAUAAAAUUAAAAGUAAUGAAAUAUAAUGGUUUAGAUGAAAAAAAGAUAAGAAAAUAUUGUGACUCUUCCGAGAAUAAAACUCAUAUCAAUUGCCUUAA